AUGAUGUUUCCUUUAUCUUUAAGGCAUGCAAAAGACUAUGUGGUAAAUCGUGUGGCUCUUGUCGGUGACUCAGCUCAUACGGUUCACCCGUUGGCUGGUCAAGGAGUUAAUCUAGGAUUUGCAGAUGCGUGUGCUCUCUCCAGAGCUAUAGCAGAAGGCAUUGCUCUUGGUACCGACAUAGACGAGGCGAAUCUGCUCAAACGGUAUGAAGCUGAGAGAAAACCUGCAAAUAUAGCAAUGAUGGCGGUUUUAGAUGGAAUCCAGAAGAUGUAUGCGGUGAAAUUUGGACCGCUGAAUGCACUCACAGCGGCUGCAUUUCAUGGAGCUCACUACAUUUCGCCUCUUAAGAAGCGUAUCAUAUGA
Eruca vesicaria subsp. sativa (arugula) is the source of this 363-nucleotide messenger RNA. The record is from the annotation of a GenBank genome assembly. Lineage: Eukaryota; Viridiplantae; Streptophyta; Magnoliopsida; Brassicales; Brassicaceae.